Molecule: messenger RNA, 231 nt
Organism: Dictyostelium discoideum AX4
Lineage: Eukaryota; Evosea; Eumycetozoa; Dictyosteliales; Dictyosteliaceae
Exons: 1
Coding region: 1-231 (76 amino acids)
Source: RefSeq, a predicted model, not a curated record
AUGCAAUUCCAGAGGAACCAAUUGAAGAAUGUAAUAAAUCAACUACAACCACUGCAAUUAAGAUCAUCUUCUUCAUCUUCUUCAUCUUCUUCAACAACAACAAAAACAACAACAUCACCACCACCACAACAACAACAAUUAGAUUCGCCAUUACCAUUACCAGUUAAUAUUAUUAAUAUACCAAUGGAUGAUGAUGAACUUAUUAGUGAUGGUACAAUAAGUGGUGCUUAA